AUGAAUGAACGCUUCUGCGAUAUUACAGGAUGCAUUAAUGGGCAAGAUGUGAAGACAACUGUCAUGGAAUCGUCAGAUUGCUACAAUUGCAGUCUUUUAGAUAUAAAUAAAACAUUCUACACAAACUUCACUAGAAAUGGCACUACUAUCAACAAAUUCUAUUUCUACCAGACCGCACAGUUGGCAGUACUGUGGGUGCUGCUGGUGGCGAUCGUGGCGGGUAAUGCCACCGUGGUGUUGGCACUACUGCUCACCAAGUCCAGAAAAAGUCGGAUGAACUUCUUUAUCAUGCAGCUUGCGAUAGCCGAUUUAUGGGUAGGAUUGAUAAGUGUUCUGCCAGAUUUAAUUCAAAGGAUAACCAUAUCUUGGUUUGCCGGAUCCAUAGCCUGCAAAUUGAUGAAAUAUUUACAGGGUGUAGUUACAUAUUCCUCUACAUACGUAUUGGUCGCACUCAGCGUUGACCGAUGCGACGCUAUAACGCAUCCAAUGAACUUUACGGGAAGCUGGCGUCGCGCUAGAGCACUUAUUCUAGGCGCUUGGCUAGUCAGUUUUCUAUUCUGUACUCCAAUGCUAUUUCUUUUUGACGAAGCAGAUAUUGAAGGUACACUUCAAUGUUGGUCGAGCAUAAACGAGGUACAGUGGCAAAUUUGGAUGACGAGUGUAUUCGUCUCCCUGUUCGUAGCACCAGCGCUUACGAUAUCCGCCUGCUACGGCGUCAUCGUAGUCACAAUACGACAGAAGAGUAGACGUGUGUUGGGUAAAAGAGCCGCCGCUACUAGGCAAUACAGCGAUGAUUUGGACAGCCGCCGCGCGAGCAGUCGCGGUAUUAUACCAAAAGCGAAAAUAAAAACCGUCAAGAUGACUUUUGUUAUUGUUUUUGUGUUCGUGCUGUGCUGGUCACCGUACAUGAUCUUCGACUUGCUGCAAGUGUACGGCUAUGUGCCUGCCACGCAGGCCAACAUCGCCGUCGCCUCGCUCAUCCAGAGCCUUGCGCCCCUCAACUCCGCCGCCAACCCUGUUAUAUAUUUCAUAUUCUCUAACAGGAUAUUCGUUAGCCUCAGAAACAUUCCGCCGUACAAAUGGUUUUGGUGCUGGAUGAAGAACACCGGCAGUCCUGCGGGCAAUGAGUCACGUGCGCACACAGAACUGCUGACGUCAUCGCAUAGGAGAACAAGACAUGAGCUCACCAUCAGGCUAAAAGACGACAGUAUAAAAGCUCCGAAGCAACGUAUCCAUCAAUGCAACAGCAACUCUCGCAAGGUGCGUCUACACGUGCCCGAUGGCGAAGCACAAACCAACAACAACAGCCAACCUGUCAGGGUAAGAGAGGAUACGUUUCUUUAA
Messenger RNA from Papilio xuthus (Asian swallowtail), 1344 nucleotides. RefSeq names its product neuropeptide receptor A30 (gene NGR-A30). Gene Ontology annotation, molecular function: vasopressin receptor activity; neuropeptide receptor activity. NCBI's taxonomy places the organism in Eukaryota, Metazoa, Arthropoda, Insecta, Lepidoptera, Papilionidae. Gene Ontology annotation, biological process: neuropeptide signaling pathway. Gene Ontology annotation, cellular component: plasma membrane. The record is from RefSeq and is a predicted model, not a curated record. The transcript has 11 exons. Bases 1 to 1344 code for a protein of 447 amino acids.